AUGCCUCGUCAACGUCGUGGUGCCGCCCCUACCCCUGCGCGCAGCGCUCCCACCCGCCCUACCGCCGCUCCUGCUCGGCCCGCGGCUGCUCCUACACAGCAACAGUCGCAGCCUCACUCGACCGCUGCCCACCCCCCACAGGCCCAGCAGGCUCCUCCCGUUCAGCAGAGCGCUGGCCCUGGUCUGUUCGGCCAGAUGGCCUCGACCGCUGCUGGUGUCGCUGUCGGUUCCUCUAUCGGCCACGCUAUCGGUGGCUUCUUCGGCGGUGGCUCCAGCGCCCCCGCCGAGGCCCAGCAGGCUCCCCCUGCUCAGGCCCAGGCCAUGGACAACGGCCUCUACCAGAGCAACGCUGCCCAGACUUCCUACGAGAACCCCGCCUGUGAGGUCGAUGUCCGCAACUUCCGCACAUGUAUGGAUGAGAACCAGGGUAACCUCGGCAUCUGCGGUUGGUACCUUGACCAGCUGAAAGCUUGCCAGGCUGCCGCUAAGCCUUACUAA
Messenger RNA from Penicillium paradoxum, 498 nucleotides. RefSeq names its product coiled-coil-helix-coiled-coil-helix domain-containing protein. NCBI's taxonomy places the organism in Eukaryota, Fungi, Ascomycota, Eurotiomycetes, Eurotiales, Aspergillaceae. The coding region runs from base 1 to 498 and encodes 165 amino acids. The transcript has 3 exons. Gene Ontology annotation, cellular component: mitochondrion; nucleus. The record is from RefSeq and is a predicted model, not a curated record. Gene Ontology annotation, biological process: mitochondrion organization.